GGCUGAUAGCACUAGCACAGGCUACAUUACAAGGAGGCAGCUGGUGAAUAGGAGCAGAGUGGGAGAGAGACAUAGCGCUAACACAGGACUAAAACAAAAGAAAACACGGGAUGGAAUAAAGCAGGGCAGCGCUGAGUUGCUCAGUUUCUCUCUGUCAACUGACGCUGGCUGAAGGACUUUGUUUCGUUUGAUUUCGUGCUCUGGUGACGGGUGAUACAACAAUUGAAAAUGCGCCUGGCAGUUUGAACUGUGAUGGGGAAAGACGCUGUCGUUGUAAGGUUGGAUAUCGAUCAACUCGGCCGUCUGUGUCGUCUCCUUCACGUUUAAACUUCACUGUUAUGCUGUGCUGAAUGGUUUUGCGAGGAUAUACGAUUUGAAAACAACAACAGCUGAAGCGAAACCGUGUCGGCUAGCUCGCUAGCGGCUGUUAACUUAGCAUUGGCAUUAGCCUGCUCCUCAUGGUGGACAUUUAAAUACCACUUCAAGUGGAAUUAUCGUGGCAGUUAACGUUGCUGGAAAAGUGUUGGUUUUAUGUGGAAAUUACUCGAGCGGCUUCAAGUUGCUUCCCCAAAAGAGCUUGUUCUCUUGAGCUGUAUUUAUAACUUUGUCAGAGACUAUCCUUCAGAAAUGAAUCACCACGACCGAUCAGGAGACCCCGGCAGCGCCCGAAAAAUGGUUUACCCCGUGAGCUUACCCAGACGGGAAAGCAGUAACAGCACGGUAGGUGGUUCCUCCUCAUUGACAACUUCGGGAAGCACCAGCUUUAAUAGCAACAACUUAAUGCUAGGGGACGAGUAUCCACCACCGGUGCUGAUUCAGUCUCAAACACCGGCCGCAUCCUCGCUUGGGCCUCAGAACCCUCCUCAGAGCCUCAGUAUCCCCUUGCAGACCACUAUAUUUCCCCAAGCUCUGCCCACUGCAGUGGCACAGAUGAAGAAGAAGAGUGGCUUUCAGAUCACCAGCGUUACCCCUGCUCAGACAUCUGUCAGCACCAAUAACAGCAUUACAGAAGACACAGAGAGUUGUGACGACUUGGAUGAGUCCCACACCGAGGACUUAUCAUCCUCAGAGAUCAUGGAUGUGUCCCUUUCGCAGAACAACAAUGCAGGAGGACCGGAAAGGAGCUCCUCAGAGGAGACGCUGAAUAACUUUCAUGAGGCGGAGACCCCGGGGGCCGUGUCGCCCAACCAGCCACCCAUCCUCACCCAAGCACACAUGCAUGGCACCAUGGUUAAUGGGACAGUUCACCAUCAUCACCAUAAUCCUGCUUCUUCUAAAAAAGCCCCUCCUGCUGGUGGGACACAGAUUGGGAAUCCUUUGGGAGUUGCAGUCACAUCUUCAGUGACUUCAGUAGCUAGCACAGGCCAGAAAAUGCCUUCAAAUGUGGUAGGAUUGAUUGCGAAUGCCUCUGUUGGCACAACCAGUGUCGUCGGCCAGCCUUUGGCUACUGUCGCCUCCGGAACUGGAAUGAUCUCUGUGACUUCAGGUGCCACAAUUAGUACUGGUAAUCCUUUAACAAAUAAUGUUUGUAUGUUAAAUUCCACCAGUGUGCCUGCAGUGGGUGGCAAGAGUACCAAUAUUAGCAGUGUAAACUACUCCCCUGCUUUGAAUAGUAUUAGUAACCAAACCGUAAACUUGACACACAUUCCCAGUGGAAUAAUCGGCACGAGUGUCACCGCUGCUCUGACAGCUUCCGGUGGUGUUGCUCCGACAGGCGCAGGGCAGGUGGGGCCAUCUGUCGUAGGCCAGCAUGCAGUGCCUGCUCCCUCUGCCCCAGUGAUGAAUGCUCAUCCUCCGCAGGCCCAAGUGCCUCCUCCUGCCUCCACCAGCUCACGUUUCAGAGUGGUCAAAUUGGACUCUACUUCUGAGCCUUUUAAGAAGGGUAGGUGGACGUGCACCGAGUUUUAUGACAAGGAGGUCCCGGGUGCGGCGUCCUCUGAAAAUGCCCCCAGCACCAGAACGGUCGAAAGCAUUCGCCAGUUUGUGCCUGAGAGUGUUGUGUGUCCAGACAGAGAGUCUGUAAGUGGGGGUUCUGUCAGCAGCUCGACCAACCAUUACACAGACAGUCUGGGUAACGGAGAGACUGGUGGCUCCUCGGCUGCGAAACAGACCUUCCAACAGCCCGUUGCUCAAAAGCAAGACUACUCCUCUUCCAGCAUGUCCAUGUCUCAGAGGCAACCCCAGGACUUAGUCCAUGCUCACCUUAAGACUAAUGCAGUAGCACCAAUGCCGGCGAGCAUUCAGCAGCCGCCGCCAGGAACUAUCGGCGGACUGCAGAACACAAUCGGGCAUUCGUCUACAGCUGUGCCCACACAUAUGCCCAAACUGACAUAUGCCCAGGCAGCACAAUCCUCUCCUGUGGUGACCCAGCAGCAGAUUGGCUAUUCGCCCGCACCAGCCCAGGUAGCACCAGCAAAUGUUAACCCCUUAAUCCAGGGAGGCAGCCUACCACCUGACUUCCCUCAAUCUAAGCAGGUCAUGAACACUGUGCCACCUGGGUCAACACAAACACUGCCCCACCUGCCCGCCCCCAUCCCGAUCGUGGCUUCUCAACCCUCUGCUGCUCAACCUCUUCAGCAAGGCCUCCUGCAGCCACAACAGGCACCCACCGCGCAGAUGGUGCAGAUCGUGUCCCAGCUGGUGCAGUCGGGCACCGGUCUCGUACAGCAGACCCAGGGGCAGCAGCUCGCCCCUCAACCCUCCGUGGAGCAGCAGUCACAAGCUCGUGGCACACAGUUUGUCCCGGCCGUGACCUCAUCAGGCAUUCCUCCUAAACUUCAGAGUGAUUCGCAGUCCGGUUUGAUACAGAACGGCUCAAAAGAGACCGGGCCGCAGCCUGCAUUUAUGCCCAGAACGCUGGAGGAUGCCCAGCUCCUUCUGUUACAGCACCAGUCUCUGCUCAUGCAACCCAAGCCAGCCGGUGGUGAAUGUGCCUCCCAGAUGGGCACUUCCCGUGGUCCAGAGGGAAGCAGUGGAGUCAGUGCCUUAACUGCCUCCGCCAGCCUGCUGAAGAGCUUACCUGUGGAUGGAGAGGAUGAUGGCUCAUCGGGUGCCAGUGUUGUGGCCAUAGACAACAAAAUUGAACAAGCGAUGGAUCUUGUGAAGAGUCACUUGAUGUAUGCUGUCCGUGAGGAAGUGGAAGUGUUGAAAGAACAGAUUAAAGAACUGAUUGAGAGAAAUUCUCAACUGGAACAAGAAAACAACCUGCUGAAGAACCUGGCCAGCCCGGAGCAGCUCGCACAGUUCCAGGCUCAAGUCCAGACCGGCUCGCCCCCGUCGUCCUCCUCCACGCAAGGAGCGCAGCAGCCGCCCGCCCCGUCGGCCCAGCUGGCAGCACAAAACUCUGGACCUUCGGCGUAGCGCAGGAUGAAAGUUCCCGUUGAGGGCGACGGAGUGUCUCGAACCGUAAAGGAAACGGACUGAAGCUUAUGAACAAACAUGCCUCAUUCACAUGUUAGACUUUUGAAAUUUGCACACCUUUCAAAACUUGACGCAUGUCGAUCCGAGGUGAUUUAUACACCGGUGACAAUCCAGUUGGCUGAGGUUGGGACGUUUGCAAAAUCCACAGAAUGUGAUUGUCAGAUGGAAGAAAAGCAAUCGGAGAGGACACGAUAUAAAGAAUCACUGUGCCUGUGUCUAAAGUCAUGUUGGUUUUCAGUCAUGUCUCCCUUACCUUUGUAGUGUAAAUGCUGACAGCGGUCUUUUUAGACUGCGAGCUUCUAGUAAAGCAAGCACUUUUCUGGUGACAAAUGUGAUGAAACUUUGAAGAUCUGCCAAUCUGUGCCCCAGCUGGCAUGGGGAAGGCAGACGCAUCGAUGACGUUCAUAGUUGCAAUGAGGUAAUCAUGAUACUCUUUUGAAUGAAGAAAACGAGGAGGCAUGAUGCUUAAAAUCUGCAUUCGUUCUCUGCGCAGUGAGAACGACGGAUGAGACGCAAGCUGAAUUUGGAGGUGGAUGGGCUGUAUAUUAUUGUAUGAUUAGUGUAAGUAUUUUGUAAAAUAGCGAUAUCAUGUGAAGCGGUUAAAGAGACACUAUAUAGGUUGUACAUAUUUAAAGGGUAGCGAGGUAGUUGGAGGAGACCACAUCCUUUUUUUAUGCCGUUAAGCCGGAUCACUCUUACGAUAUUUAUCUGACAAAUGGA
Molecule: messenger RNA, 4140 nt
Organism: Pimephales promelas (fathead minnow)
Lineage: Eukaryota; Metazoa; Chordata; Actinopteri; Cypriniformes; Leuciscidae
Gene: tsc22d1
Product: TSC22 domain family, member 1
Biological process (GO): negative regulation of apoptotic process; regulation of transcription by RNA polymerase II; positive regulation of cell population proliferation
Cellular component (GO): nucleus; cytosol
Source: RefSeq, a predicted model, not a curated record